AUGGAACCCUUUUCCUUUGCAAGCUCAGAAGCUUUGGAUAUUCCAGUAAAUAUUAGAAUUGUUAACCUCGAAGGGGAACAGACUCCAAUACCAUUUUCCACACUCAUAAAGCGACCAGACUUAAGACAUCUUGGCUCAAAUUCAAGCUCUCACUCGGAUCUUUAUGUCACUGUGCAGUUAUGGGCCGAUUCGAAACCCUUGACCGUACCCGUUCAAACAGCAUAUAAAUCAUUCAAAAACGAGAGAAAAUGGAGCGAAUGGCUUACCUUACCUAUAAACUGUUCGACAAUACCUUUGAGCUCUCAACUUGCGAUUACAGUAUGGGAUUUAUCUCCAACAGGAGGUGACAGGGCACAAGGACAUGCUGUGCCCUUUGGGGGAACUACUUUACGAUUAUUCGAUAAGGAAAACCAGCUACAGAAAGGUCGUCAAAAGUGUUAUUUGCAUCGUCGCAAGGCUGCAGAUGGCCUGGAAUCUUCCUCCACGCCCUCGAUUUUACCCAAUGCCCGUCGUAAUGGGACCAAAGUGAAAGAGGAAGAAGAGGUAAUUGACGAAGAGGGUGAAGAAUUGGACAGACUGGAGAAGCUAUUCAAGAAGCAUGAGAUGGGUGAAAUUCCACGCGUCGAAUGGUUGGAUCAAUUGGUUUUCAGAGGGGUGGAAAAGCGAGGUCUUCAAGCAUCUAGUGCCUCGCUAAAGAAUAUCCAGCGCAGACGAACUCGACAAAGGAGUGUGGUAUUGACCUUGGACGGGGCAGGGUUUGAGAGCAAUAACAUAGAAAACGACGCAUCAAAGGACGAUCCUUCCAAGGACGAAAGGUUCGUCCUUCACGUGGAGCUACCAAGGUAUGACUUUCCGGUCGUAUUCGCCGACCAUGAAUACCCUCCGCCACCUAUAUCUUCGCUGCAGCAUCUAUCUUCCUCUCAGUCGAAUAUUAUUCUCAAACCUCCUCCGGAAGUUCAAUUUGGGCCAGGUAUCAAUGGUUUGGGGGAUAAUGACGAGCAUGGCUUCGGUGGACGCCUUGUAAGGGUCUAUGACCCUGAAGUUGGAGCAAGAGACAACCCUGCGGAGAGUAAACAUCGUCGUCUGGUGCGAAGUCACCGAACCGGGGUGCUAGAUCGUGACCUCAAGCCAAAUGCAAAGGUCCGGGACGAGCUAAAUAAUAUCAUAGCAUAUUCGCCGACGCACAUCUUAUCGCCAGAAGAAAAAGACCUUGUAUGGAAAUUUAGGCAUCAUCUUUCGAGAGACAAACGGGCACUCACAAAAUUUAUCAAGUCUGUGAAUUGGAAUGAUCCAAACGAGGCCCGUGAAGCCGUGACUAUGUUGAGCAAAUGGACUGAGAUCGAUGUUGAUGACGCGUUAGAGUUGUUGGGACCGACUUUCGAGAAUUCUUCUGUGAGAGCUUACGCAGUGGAUAGACUACGGAAAUCUGAUGACGAUGAGCUACUGCUCUAUCUGUUGCAGCUGGUUCAAGCUCUUAAAUUCGAGCAUAUUUCACCCGAUUCAGCUGAAGAUGCAACUCAAGAUUCUUCCCUCGCACGACUCCUAAUUUCAAGAGCAACGAAUAACUUCAUGCUUGGAAAUUUUUUUCACUGGUUUCUCAUGGUGGAAUGUGAUGACAAAAGCGAAGAUCAAGGGGCUGGUUAUCGUAAAUUAUUUGCGAAGGUUGAAUAUGACUUCAUGACUGAACUGAUCAAGAAACCUGAGGGAGUUGAGACUCGAAAAAUUCUACUGCGCCAGGCGGAACUCAUUACAAUGUUAUCCAGGGUUUCUGAAGAUAUAAAGACUUCAAGGGAUACGAUAACUCGUAAGGCUGAGCGAGUUAAACAAUUUCUUGCUGAUCCCAAAAAUGAACUCAUCACUAUAGAUCCGCCCUUACCUCUGCCACUGGAUCCCUCGAUAAUGAUUACCGGCGUCGAUCCUUCGGAGACGAAUGUUUUCAAGUCAUCGCUGUUUCCAAUCAUGAUGACCUUUAAGACGACCACCAAGCAGAAGUAUCAAAUAAUCUUUAAGACUGGAGACGAUUUACGUCAAGAUCAGUUGGUCAUCCAAAUUAUCACACUCAUGGACCAGCUAUUGCAAAAAGAGAAUCUGGACUUGAAAUUGUCGCCCUAUAAAAUCCUUGCAACUGGAGCAACUGCUGGAGCUGUUCAAUUCGUUCCGUCGAUGAGCUUGCAGAGUAUCGUGAAUAAGUAUAAGGGCAACACCGUACUUAACUAUCUCAAAUCAAAUAACCCCGAUGACAAGGCGUCUCUUGGUGUUCGCAAAGAAGCCCUGGACGUCUUCAUCAAAUCGUGUGCAGGAUACUGUGUGAUCACCUACCUUCUUGGUGUGGGUGAUCGCCAUCUGGACAACCUUCUUCUAGCGCCGGAUGGUCACUUCUUUCACGCCGACUUUGGCUUCAUACUUGGUAGAGACCCCAAACCAUUUGCGCCAGCUAUGAAGCUGUGUAAGGAAAUGGUAGAUGGUAUGGGUGGAUCCAUGUCCGAACAUUAUCCACAGUUUAAACAGUAUUGCUUCACGGCCUAUACAACGUUACGAAAGUCUUCGAAUUUAAUUCUCAAUCUCUUCAGCCUAAUGGUUGACGCCAACAUUCCGGAUAUAAAACUUGAGCCAGAUAAAGUGGUAUUGAAGGUCAAAGAACGGUUUCAUCUGGAAUUGGGCGAAGAGGAUGCAAUCAGGCACUUUGAAAGGCUGAUUGAGGAUAGUGCAAAUGCUAUCUUCCCGGUCGUUAUUGAUAGAUUGCAUGGUUUUGUACAGCACUUCAGAGUAGGUUCAGACCCGGCUUUGAACUCUCAAGAUGAUCUAGAUAGCGCGACUACAGUUCACCUCUUAUUCUCGUUAGAGAUCAAUGUAGCAGGUGCGACUCUAGCUUAG
Sclerotinia borealis F-4128 is the source of this 2874-nucleotide messenger RNA. Lineage: Eukaryota; Fungi; Ascomycota; Leotiomycetes; Helotiales; Sclerotiniaceae. The record is from the annotation of a GenBank genome assembly.